This is a messenger RNA of Spirometra erinaceieuropaei, 1772 nucleotides long. The record is from the annotation of a GenBank genome assembly. Lineage: Eukaryota; Metazoa; Platyhelminthes; Cestoda; Diphyllobothriidea; Diphyllobothriidae.
AUGUCCAUGAAGGUAGAGCACAGGUGGGUCCGCAUCUCCGGACACCUCCUACAGUUGGCUGGCUUCAAAAAGCACGCCCGUGGUCCCACGAUGAUGGCGGGAGCUGCACUGGAUUACGGGCAGAAGAUCUUGUUCCAGAUGAGGAUUCAGGCGGUUGAGGAGAAUGCAGGCGAAGAUGUACCUGACGAUAUUAAGCCGGGAGAUGCCUUGGUGGUUGUCACAGAGCUGGCGGUUACAUUUCCGUUUAUAGAGAUUCACGAUUGACGUCCUCGAAAUGCUGCGGGGUUUCUCCCUGACGCCACAUCACCUGGAAGAGCGUUGUCAGAUGAUCCGUGAAAUGGGGAACACCGUACCUGUAGAUCUCAGCGGGGAUCGCGUCCGAUUCGGGCGCUUUCCUGCUGAACAGCUGCUGCACAGCCUUCAUUGUUUCGUAGAGAAAGGGUGGGAGGUCGAGGUUCACGUUGGUCUCCACUUGAGGCAGACGGGCGAUGGCGGCGUCAGAGAUGGUGGGAGGACGGGUGAGGACGCCCCUGAAGCGCUCGGCCCAUCGCUGUUGCAGUUAUGUCUUCUCAGUGAGUAGGGUGGUUCCGUCGGCACUGAGGAGAGGAGCGGUUCCUUCGCCUAUGGGACCGCAGACAGCCUUGAUCGCGGCGAAGAAGUUCUCACAUUCUUUGCUGUCAGUGUAACCUUGGGUCUCCUCGGCCUUGCGAGCCGUCCAGUGGUCCUGCAUUUCGAGUGACCGUUGUUGCACAAGGCGGCGACUACGGUAGAAGGCUGCUUUAUUGUCGUCGGUCGACAUAGGCCUUUUGCAGACGGUUCUCCUCGGCAAGCAGGUUGAGAAUAGCGGCGGCGUCGUUGUCGUCAAGUCAGUCCUGGUGUUAGCGGCGCGCGCGACCAGGGAUGGCCAAAACCGUCAACUGGGCUGUGUGCCGCAGUUGGCACUAUCGGUUCACCACGGAGGCGUUUUCGUCAGCGGCGGUGGCUGUAGCGACUGGAAGGCUGGCUAGUCGCUGGAAUGGGCAUAGUGAGCAGGCAAGACAACAAAGUAGUAUUCAGCUUGCCUGGGGACGCUUACCUAGAGGUCUCCUGUGGGACUGCAGACUAAUCCACAUCAUCGAGGUGACGAGACGGUAGUCGGUUCACCCGUCGGCAUCCGGAACCGUUUUUGUCACCAGCACGUCCUGCUGGCCUCGCCUCCCGACGACGACAUAGUCCAGCAGGUGCCAGCGUCGCGUCCGAGGGUGCAUCCAGGUGGCCUUCUCUCACAAGGGAAGGCGGAAGUAGGCUUAGGUCAGGAGGAGCCGGUGUUCUGCGCAGGCUCGUAUGAGGAGCAGGUCAUUGUCAUUGGAGCCGUUGAGACCAUGGGGACCCAACACUCCUCUCUAAGCAGCAUGGUCUGUGUCGACGCGGGCGCUGAAGUCAUCAAGGACAAUCAACUUAUCCGCCUUCAACACAGUCGCCAGGAGUUCGUGCAGGUCCUCGUAGAAUUUGUCUCUUGCGGUGUCAGGGCUGGUCAUCGGAGGAGCGUAGGCUCUGAUGAUGGUGGCGAAGUUGCCUUUCCGGAGAGGCAGACGGAGGCUCAUCAGGCGAUCCUUGAUGCCUGCAGCAGACAGGGCUGUCGUCCAACGAUGUCGUUCUGCAUGGUAAAGGCGACGCCUGCGUCCCGUCGCUCUUUCUUCGGGCGACAACUCCAGUUGGCCUUGUUCGGAGAACCGGGUCUCACUGAGUGCGGCGAUGUCCACCUUGUAGCGCACCUGUUCACGAGCCACUAG